AUGGCUUUGAAUCCCCUGCAAAUUUCUGGACUGGUUCUUGGAUUCCUUGGCUUAGUUGGGACUCUUGGUACAACUCUUCUGCCUCAGUGGAGGGUGUCUGCCUUCAUUGGGAGCAAUAUUGUGAUAUUCGAAAGGAUCUGGGAAGGACUCUGGAUGAAUUGUAUCCAACAAGUAAAUGUUAGAUGGCAGUGCAAAUACUAUAGUUCUAUUUUGGCUCUCCCACCUGCCUUGGAAGCAGCACGAGCACUGAUGUGUGUGGCAGUUGCCUUAUCCUUGAUUGCCUUGUUGGUUGGUAUCUGCAGCAUGAAGCAAGUCCAAUGUACUGGCUCUGAAGAACAUGUCAAAGCUUACUUUUUGGGAGCAUCUGGAGUCCUUUUCAUUCUAACAGGUAUCAUCAUUCUUAUUCCUGUGUCUUGGACAGCCAAUAUCAUCAUCAGGGACUUCUACAACCCAACCAUCCAUGUAGGACAGAAACGGGAACUGGGAGCUGCACUCUUCCUUGGCUGGACAAGUUCAGCAGUUCUCCUUAUUGGAGGGGCUCUUCUUUGUAGUGUUUGUUUUUGCAAAAGAAGAAUGAGGAGGCACAGAUGUUCAUCAUCAAGACACCGAGUGCACUACAAACCUCAGCACCAAAAUAUGACGGCAAGUAAGACCUCUAUCAGUUAUGUCUAG
Gracilinanus agilis (Agile Gracile Mouse Opossum) is the source of this 672-nucleotide messenger RNA. It is a transcript of the gene CLDN17, whose product is annotated as claudin 17. Gene Ontology annotation, molecular function: structural molecule activity. The transcript has a single exon. The record is from RefSeq and is a predicted model, not a curated record. Lineage: Eukaryota; Metazoa; Chordata; Mammalia; Didelphimorphia; Didelphidae. Bases 1 to 672 code for a protein of 223 amino acids. Gene Ontology annotation, biological process: cell adhesion; bicellular tight junction assembly. Gene Ontology annotation, cellular component: bicellular tight junction; plasma membrane.